UCAAAAGUUAAGAAUUCAGUUGUGGUUCUCACCUGGAACCAUCAGUUACAUCGAUUUGGAAGAUCGAGGAAUACCACAAUGAAGUUCUUGGGCAUCGUCCUUUGCGUUGCCUUUUUGGCCCUUCAAGCUAAGUCAGCCCAAGCUGUUUGUGGCUAUGAGUCUUGCCAUGAAACCAAGUCGAACAUGAUCAACAUACACUUGGUGCCCCACUCCCACGACGAUGUGGGCUGGCUGAAGACCGUUGAUCAGUACUACUAUGGCCACAGGAACAACAUUCAGCACGCUGGAGUGCAGUACAUCAUUGACACCGUCAUCUCUGAGCUGAUCAAGAAUCCCGAUCGUCGGUUCAUCCAGGUGGAGACAUCCUUCUUCUCCAAAUGGUGGGACGAGCAGUCGGAGACCAUGAGGGCAAUCGUGAAGAUGCUGGUGAACGAGGGUCGCCUUCAGUUCAUCAAUGGAGCCUGGAGUAUGAACGAUGAGGCUGCUGUGAACUACCAGAGUGUGAUCGACCAGUUCACAGUCGGAUUGAAGUUCCUCGAUGACACUUUUGGAGUUUGUGGUCGCCCUCGUGUUGGAUGGCAAAUCGAUCCCUUUGGUCACUCCCGUGAGCAAGCCUCUAUCUACGCCCAGAUGGGAUUCGAUGGCGAGUUCUUUUCCCGCAUGGAUCACAACGACAAAGGCAGGCGGAUGAACGAUCUAGCUCUAGAGAUGAUUUGGGAUGCCAGUGAGUCGUUGAGCCAAGUUAAGCUCUUCACUGGACUCCUGUACACCUUCUACUGGGACACUCCCGGCUUUUGCUUCGACGUUCACUGCAGCGACGAUCCAAUUAUUGACAGUGAUAGUUACGACAACAACGUCAAGUCUAGGGUGGAUGACUUCAUCGCCUACGCCGCUCAAGUAGCCGAAAAGUUCCGCACAAACCACAUUAUGAUUCCAAUGGGAGGUGACUUCCAGUACGAAGAUGCCGAGGUUAACUACAAGAACAUGGACAAGCUGAUCAAGUACGUCAACGAACGUCAAUCCAGUGGCUCAAAGUACAACAUCAUCUACUCAACACCCACUUGCUACUUGAAUUCCGUGCACAAGAGUGUGCAGUCCUACCCAAACAAAACUCUGGAUUUCUUCCCAUACGGCAGUGAUACUAACAGCUUUUGGACUGGUUAUUACACCUCCCGUCCCACACAGAAGAGAUUCGAGCGCGAUGGAAACCAUAUUCUUCAGGUGGCCAAGCAGCUGAGCGCCUUCGCGGAGCUCUCGAGUACGCAACAGAAGGAGGAUCUGGAGUACCUUCGCGAGAUCAUGGGUGUGAUGCAGCACCACGACGCCAUCACUGGAACCGAGAAGCAGCAUGUGUCCGAUGACUACGAUCGCAUUCUGUACGACGCUAUCGUCGGAGGAGUCAAAACUGCCGGCGAUGCUCUGCGGAAACUGACCAAUCUUCCCAACGGAGAGUUCGAGAGUUGCCUGCAGUUGAACAUCAGCGAGUGCGCCUUCACCAAGGAUGGUGCCGACAACGUGGUGGUGACCCUGUACAAUGCAUUGGCCCACACCACCAAGCAAUAUGUGCGUGUGCCCGUGAAGAACGAGAACUACCAGGUGACCGAUGAGAAGGGCCGCGUGGUGGCCUCCGAACUUAUUCCAGUGCCCGCGGAGGUCCUGGCUCUGGAGUUCCGUGAUAGCGACACCCAGCACGAAUUGGUGUUCAAGGCCUCCGUUGACAAAAUCGCAAACUACUACAUCAAGAAGGUUGAUAGUAAGGAGAGUUCGAAUGGCGUAAAGGUCAUUUCUCAACCUAAGGCGAAUGCUGAGACCUACGAUGACGGAGAGACGAUUGUGCAGACAUCGCUGAUCAAGUUGGUGCUGGACAACAAAACCGGCCUCUUAAAGAGGGUUGAAAUGAACGGAGUAUCCGAGAACAUUGAGCAGAGCUAUGGUCUUUAUAGGACCUAUGACUCUGGCGCCUAUGUGUUCCGCCAGUACAACCAAGGAGACUUUGUCAUCCAGGAAGAUGGAGUCGAGUUCACUGUUUACGAUGGAGCUUUAGUCAAGGAAGUUCACCAGCGUUUCAGCGAAUACAUUUCGCAGGUCAUCCGUAUCAGCGAGGACAAACCCUACGUGGAGUUCGAGUGGCUUGUAGGCCCUAUUCCAGUUGAAGAGGAGUUUGGCACGGAAGUAGUUACUGUCUUCAGUAGUGAAAUCGCCUCCAAUGGCGUAUUCUAUACUGAUUCCAAUGGUCGCGAGUUGAUCAGACGCGAAAAGGACAAGCGAGAGGACUUCACCCCCGAGCUUGCUGUCCAGCCUACUUCCGGAAACUACUAUCCAAUCACAUCCCGCAUUGCUCUGCAGGACAGCAAGAAGCGCCUUGCGAUCCUAAACGAUCGUGCUCAAGGAGGCACUAGCAUGAAGGAUGGUCAAAUUGAACUUAUGUUGCACCGCCGACUCGUCCGUGAUGACGGCUACGGAGUGGGAGAAGCCUUGAACGAGGAGAAGUACGGCCAGCCCAUGAUUGCCCGUGGUAAGGUGUUCCUAAUCCUGAACGCCGCCGAUGAGUCCACGUCCGCCGAGCGCGAGGCCGAAAAGGAGUUCCAUCUGCCCCUUUGGAAGUUCUUCAGCAAGAACACUGGAAGCACCACCGCUGCUGCCAAGUCUGUACCCAGCUUUGACGACUUCCCCAAUUCGGUGCAUCUGCUCACCCUGGAGCCCUUCAACGACGAUGAGGUUCUGCUGCGUGUGGAGAACUUUAAGGAUCAUAUCGAAGGCAAAGUGGUUAGCUUCAACAUUCGGCCGAUCUUUGACUACUUGAACGGAGUCGAAAUCCGCGAAACCACCUUGGAUGGCAACAUGCCAUUGAGUGACAUGAAGCAGUUCAAGUUCCACGCUGAGGGUUCAGGAAUUAGGGGAUCAGAACCUGAGUACUACACCUCGUCCCACAAGCCGCUUUCCGCGAACCAGACGGAAGAUGCCGCCGAGUUCGCUGUCACCUUGUAUCCAAUGCAGAUUCGAACAUUCAUCAUUAAACAUGAAUAAUUGUAUUUCAAUGAAAAUCAAAGAAAUAAAUAAACUGAUGUCUGUAUAAAAA
Messenger RNA from Drosophila simulans, 3079 nucleotides. It is a transcript of the gene LManV, whose product is annotated as lysosomal alpha-mannosidase. The transcript is spliced from 5 exons. NCBI's taxonomy places the organism in Eukaryota, Metazoa, Arthropoda, Insecta, Diptera, Drosophilidae. Gene Ontology annotation, cellular component: lysosome. Gene Ontology annotation, biological process: mannose metabolic process. The record is from RefSeq and is a predicted model, not a curated record. Gene Ontology annotation, molecular function: alpha-mannosidase activity; carbohydrate binding. Bases 79 to 3027 code for a protein of 982 amino acids.